Molecule: messenger RNA, 621 nt
Organism: Penicillium taxi
Lineage: Eukaryota; Fungi; Ascomycota; Eurotiomycetes; Eurotiales; Aspergillaceae
Product: peptide alpha-N-acetyltransferase MAK3
Exons: 3
Coding region: 1-621 (206 amino acids)
Biological process (GO): N-terminal peptidyl-methionine acetylation
Cellular component (GO): NatC complex
Molecular function (GO): protein-N-terminal amino-acid acetyltransferase activity
Source: RefSeq, a predicted model, not a curated record
AUGGAGAGCGUCCUUGUCCCGCCCGCUACUUCCACAUCACAUCUCACGAUCUCAACAUCCCAACACUGUCCAAACCCCAACAUUUACCACAAUCUCCUCCCAUUCGAUGAAGCUGUGAUGAGCCAAGCCCCCUCUGCCCUCCGCUAUGUGCGGUAUGAGAGCUCGCGCGAGAAGGAGUACGUCGCCGCUAUGCGCCAACUGAUCUCCAAAGAUUUGUCCGAGCCCUACAGCAUCUAUGUCUACCGAUACUUCUUAUAUGAAUGGGGCGACCUCUGUUUUCUCGCAAUGGGCGAGAACGAUGAGAUGAUUGGAGUGGUUGUGUCAAAGCUGGAGCCGCACCGGGGUGGUCCCAUGAGGGGUUAUAUCGCCAUGCUGGCCGUGCGCGAAGAAUACCGAGGUCGUGGAAUUGCGACAAAACUAGUCCGAAUGGCUAUUGAUGCAAUGAUCGAUCGAGAUGCAGACGAGAUCGUCCUCGAAACAGAAAGUACCAACACCGGUGCGAUGAAAAUAUACGAGCGAUUGGGUUUUCUCCGUAGCAAACAACUCCACCGAUAUUAUUUGAACGGGAACUCUGCCUAUCGUCUUGUCCUCCUAUUGAAAGACAGUGUUGGGUCGAUGUGA